AUGGAGCCGCUGGAACCUCCGGCCGAGAUACAAAAGUCGACCGCAUCCCUUCUCUUCUUUCUGUUCUUCUCUGCUUCCCUCCCGCUCGUCGACGCUGCUCUCCCUUUGUUCGACGUUUCGUCCGCCUGGGCCAGGUUCAAGACGCGCAGAGUCCGCCUUGCCGCCGCCACUAGUUACUCCGAGCAGCAGUUGCUCCAGCUGGCCCCGCGAGUCCCUAAGCAAGAAGAUCCCCGACGGGACGACUCCCUUGGCUCGCUUCUUCUCGUCCUCCACACCCUCUCACGGCCGCUGAAACAGCUCGACCAAGCAUCCACAAGCACCGUCAAGCUUCGUCCAAGAGCUGCUGUCCCUUGCUUCUUCAUGCACUGA
Trichophyton benhamiae CBS 112371 is the source of this 369-nucleotide messenger RNA. RefSeq lists its product as uncharacterized. NCBI's taxonomy places the organism in Eukaryota, Fungi, Ascomycota, Eurotiomycetes, Onygenales, Arthrodermataceae. Bases 1 to 369 code for a protein of 122 amino acids. The transcript has 2 exons. The record is from RefSeq and is a predicted model, not a curated record.